Molecule: messenger RNA, 611 nt
Organism: Gossypium raimondii (Peruvian cotton)
Lineage: Eukaryota; Viridiplantae; Streptophyta; Magnoliopsida; Malvales; Malvaceae
Exons: 4
Coding region: 197-367 (56 amino acids)
Source: RefSeq, a predicted model, not a curated record
AAAGAAAAGUAAAUGCUGUCUUCUUUGACCGCAAGACCCAAAGGCUAAAAACUCUUCUUUUUCUCUCUGUGGCUUAGCAAAUCCCAAAGGAGCUCUGUACUCUCGAUCCGAUCACCGGAACCGUAAUUUUCGUGACCGUCCGCGGCGUAUUCAUUGGUUAGGCAUCUAUUUGUAUUUGUUUUUAGGGGUUAGAGAUAUGAAUUGGGUCCAACGCAAGAUCUAUCUCUACAAUGUCACAUUUGGACUCUACAUGUUGGAUUGGUGGGAGCGUUACCUUUUCAACACACUGGUUAUUGUGUUGAUGUGGUUCAUCUUUUACAACAGCUCGCGAUAUGUAACGGAGUUUUACAAGAGGCAUCUAUCCUAGGGUUGGGAGGUGGCAAUGGUGAUGGAAGUGUGAAAUACUUUUGAAUUAUUUGGCUGAAAAUCUUGCUUAUAUGUGGAUUUUUCAUACAACAUUUUUAGCAUGUCUCACAUAUAUUGUUGGACUGUUUUCAAAGCUAUUCCUCGCAAAAAAUUUAAAACAUUGGCGCUGUUGUAACUAUUGUUGAAACUGUUCUACAAUUUUAAAAAAUAUAAAAAGAAGAAAAAGCACUUUUGUUCCUCUUUAA